GGUGGGGCGCAGAGCGCGGAGCUGAGAGGGACGGCCGCCAUCUUGAGCGGAGGCUGAGUCGGACUCGGAGCCGCAGGCUGCAGUGGUGUGUCCGCGAGCCCGCGGCCCCGCCUAGCCGCGGCCCGGCUGGAACCCUCUCCCGCCGCCUGUCUGCUCUGGGCUCCGGCCCUCUCAGCAUCAGCCCGGCCUGGUCCGGCCUCCCCGCGGGGUCACGCGGCCAUUCCCGGGGACGAUGAACGGAGGAUAAAUGGUGCCCAAGGCAGACAGCGGUGCCUUCCUGCUGCUCUUCCUGCUCGUGUUGACUGUCACCGAGCCGCUGCGGCCAGAGCUCCGGUGUAACCCUGGCCAGUUUGCCUGUCGUAGUGGCGCCAUUCAGUGCAUUCCCCUCCCCUGGCAGUGUGAUGGCUGGGUGACUUGUGAGGAUGAGAGCGAUGAAGCCGACUGUCCAGAAGUGACGGGGGAGACAAGUUCUUACCAUGGGAAGGAGGCUAUGGAUCCGAGGCAGGGUCGAACCCGGGGCGGUGACCCGACGCACUUUCAAGCAGUGAAUGUGGCUCAGCCUGUUCGAUUCAGCAGAAAGUGCCCAACAGGAUGGCACCACUAUGAGGGCACAGCCAGCUGCUACAGGGUCUACCCAAGUGGAGAGAACUACUGGGAUGCCGCACAGACCUGCCAGCGUGUGAAUGGCUCCCUUGCCACCUUCUCCACUGACCAGGAGCUGCGUUUUGUUCUGGCCCAGGAAUGGGAUCAACCUGAGCGGAGCUUUGCUUGGCAGGACCAGCACAAGUUGUGGGUUGGCUAUCAGUAUGUCAUCACUGGCCGGAAUCGCUCCUUAGAAGGUCACUGGGAGGUAGCACACAUCAAAGGUUCCUCAGAGGUGUUUCUGCCCCCAGACCCCAUUUUUGCCUCGGCCAUAUCUGAGAGCGACAACGUGUUCUGUGCACAGCUCCAGUGUUUCCACUUCCCCACACUCCGCCACCAUGACCUGCACAGCUGGCACGCCGAGAACUGCUAUGAGAAGUCUUCAUUUCUGUGUAAAAGAAGUCAAACAUGCGUGGACAUCAAGGACAAUGUAGUGGAUGAAGGAUUCUACUUCACCCCCAAAGGAGAUGACCCCUGCCUGAGCUGCACCUGCCAUGGAGGAGAGCCUGAGAUGUGUGUGGCUGCCCUCUGUGAGCGGCCCCAGGGCUGCCAGCAGUACCGCAAGGACCCCAAGGAAUGCUGCAAGUUCAUGUGUCUGGACCCGGGUAAGACUGACGAUGGCAACAGCCUGUUUGACUCCAUGGCCAGUGGGAUGCGUCUGAUUGUCAGCUGCAUCUCCUCCUUCCUCAUCCUGUCGCUGCUGCUUUUUAUGGUCCACCGGCUACGUCAGAGGCGCCGGGAGCGCAUCGAGUCCCUGAUUGGAGCAAACCUGCACCACUUCAACCUUGGCCGGAGGAUCCCUGGCUUUGAUUAUGGCCCCGAUGGGUUUGGCACGGGCCUCACCCCACUACAUCUCUCUGAUGAUGGAGAAGGUGGGACUUUCCACUUCCAUGACCCUCCACCCCCCUACACUGCCUACAAAUACCCUGAUCUCGACCAGCCAGAUGACCCACCACCACCCUACGAGGCCUCCAUCAACCCGGACAGUGUGUUCUACGACCCCACAGAUAAUGAUGCCUUUGAGCCAGCACAGGCUGGCCCUCCAGGGGACGGUGGUGGUGAAGGUGCAUUGUCUCAGCGCCUGGAGCAGCCUCUGCCCCCAGGUGCCUCUCUGACAGACCUGGAAGAUUCAACUGAUAGCAGCAGUACCCUGCUUGUGCCCCCUGACUCCACCCAGAACGGGAGCACCCCAGCCACAGAGGCCCUGCCCGGGGGAGGCUGCCACAGCCGCAGUUCCCUCAACACCGUGGUGUAGAGGCUGCCCUGACCCUCGGCCCCAUUGGGCAAGGAGCACCUGUUUGCGAUGGAGAAAACACUGAUUCCCCAAGGGAGACUUGAGGGCCCGUGUGAGCCCAGAUCCACCCGCACUGCGCCUGCCCACUGAGGGCACGGGUGGGAUGAGAGACCUGCUUGGCCUCCCGUGAGAACGAGCACCUCACCAAGUCUCCCCGAGGCCUUCACAAACAUGCCUAGCUUUGGGUCACUGUCUCUUUCUUUUUAAAAUGGCAGAAGAAUGACGAAGUUUGUUCAGACCAUAUGUUUCAGAAGUAGGGAACAAAAAUAAGGUGCUGUGACCAUGGGUAGGGAUGUUGGUAGCUGCUCUGUGGAGCCCAUCAUCCAGAGUCAUCUGCUACAUACUCCCUGAGCAGCUAGUAUACAGAGCUGCCACAGCCUGUUUCUCCCGCCACUGUGCAGGAGUGGCAUCCUGUGCCAGUGUGUCUGUAGACUGUCAGUAUUGUGUAGGCAGUGGGUCUGCUCUGUUAGCUGCUCUGGGUACCUCCCCAGCUCCUGCUGUGAACAUCAGGGAUGAGCCUGUGCUGGCUGGGGUUGGCCUGCACUUCUGGCCAGGUAGCUUGGAAGGAGGUUGAGCUCUACUCUUACUGUUCCUGCUGGGCUCUGUGAAGCCCAGGGCUGCAGGAGGAGCAUUACUCUCCUCACCAGUUUUCUCCUGGCAUUGCUGUGCAUGGCUCCCAGGCCCCACCAGACAAGUGGCUCAGGGGUGGGGCAUGAGUGCAUGAGUGUCUCAGCUCUGCUAGCCUCUGCAGCCCACCUCCUGUUGAACUUACCCCUAGGCCUGCCCCACUUUGUUUGUGCCAUAGAGGGUUUUUCUGGGGGGAGGGAAGGGGUGGCUUAAAUCCUGGGCUGUGUCCAUCCCCCCAAAGUCCACUUCUUACACACCACCAUCCCCAUUGGCGCUUCAUGCCCAGUGGCCGCAUGCCACCUCUUCGUCAUCCCCAGCAGCUCGGGGGCAAUCGGGCCCUGCCUGGGGGCCUUUUGACUGAGGGACCGGCUCCUUUGCUGUGGUUUUUAUCUCCCAGCAUAGGGCUUUGAGCAUUUCUGAGGUUUGGAGAUUAAGCGGGUUCUGUGCGAUUUUUAGCACAUCCAUAUCUUUUCUAUGUUGAAUGUCUGCAUCUUCUAUCUCUCUGUGUGUGUGUGUGUGUGUGUGUGUGUGUGUGUGUGUGUGUGUGCGUGCGCGUGUGUGUGUCUCCAAGUGUUUGCAGAUGAUAGUGGUACGUGGAUGCUGGGGUGGGAUUAAGGCAAGGACUUAACUGAGUGCAGAGCCCUGCUCCCCCUUACAGCCUUUCCAAGGCCAGCUGCAUUGGGGCUGGGGCCGACUGGAAGCGGGUGCUUCUGGUGCUUUGUGAUGACAGACCUUAGUGACCUGGUCCAGCUUCAGGCAUGUUCUCACAUGGGUGUGAGGCCCUUUUCUCCCAUGUGGAAGGGGGCCCUGGAGUUGCCCCACUUUUGUUCCCAGGUUUGGCCAGAGGUGUGACUUGUCUGACAGCAGGCCACAUGCUUCGGGGGACUCGGCCAAGUGGGCCCACAUUCCCCUUGCUGACAAGCUGGCACUUCUUUGAGAACGGCAUCCUGGGAAUGUGUGCUCUGAGCUGCUGCUGAAGACAAAGCAGGAAGCUGACUUGUUAGGGCUAAGGUGGCAGAGCAGGUCAUGGCCCUUGCUGGUGUAUGGGGGAGGGCCCUGGGCAUGACAGUUUUGGAACUCUGGACCUGACCAAUAGCUCAUGUUCCCUCCCAGCCCCAGCGUCUCUGGCUCAGGUCUCAGAAAUGUAUGGGGCAAGGUAGCUGGCACAAGAUGUGUGGCACUGGGGAACUUUGGGGAACACAUGACUGCUGGGCCCAGUUGGGCAUGUUAGAGGGACUGGCGAUGGAGGGGUGGUCUGAAGCAGCCCAUAGGGGCUGUAAAGGGUGGGCCUGCUUACCCGCCCAGGUUUCUGGUAAGGGUGUGCAGCCUACCAAGCAGAAGGCCUGUGGGUAGCACUGCCUUGCACCUGUACCUGCUGUGUCUGCAGGAGUUGGUACCCCUAGACCCAAGCUCUGCUGAAGGGUGUUUGGGAGGGAGGUGGGUGUUUGCCCAGCUGUGGUCCUCCAGCCCAAUUCCCCUUCAUGAGAUCAGCUGUAUUCUGUGGUCCAACAAGGGGCACUGUGAAAGUCCUGGCAGAGACGUGUGCACUUGUGAGAGACAGGCCCUACUUGCCCCAUGAGCCCUGGGCCCCAGCACCUGCCUGGGGGGAGGUGGAAGCAAGUACUGUACAUUGCCUUGAUGCCUGUUUUUAUGUUUUCCUUUCACUGAGGGUUUUUAGUUUGGGUUUAUUUUUGGUCGGGUUGACACUAAUCCUUUUCUUAAGAUGUUGUGAGAAUCAUUUCAUCCAAAUGCCAAAUAAAUUUGUGUUCUGGAA
Molecule: messenger RNA, 4337 nt
Organism: Erinaceus europaeus (western European hedgehog)
Lineage: Eukaryota; Metazoa; Chordata; Mammalia; Eulipotyphla; Erinaceidae
Gene: DGCR2
Product: DiGeorge syndrome critical region gene 2
Exons: 10
Coding region: 248-1897 (549 amino acids)
Cellular component (GO): membrane
Molecular function (GO): protein binding
Source: RefSeq, a predicted model, not a curated record